AGUAUAUCGCAACCUGACGUCAGAGGUGAAAGGUUUCUUGCAAGGUUGACAGCUGUUGCUAACGUGCUAAUUCGUAUUAGAAGCUAUUUUAAGUGUCCUAAAGCUUAAAAAUGUCAGACGAUCAAGAAGAUGAAGUACCCACCUUGCCUUGUAUCUUAGUCACAAGUUGCGAUUCCAGCUUUAAAGAAGAAGAGCUCAUCAGACAGAUCUUGGGCUUAGAAUCACUACCACAAGCUAAUAAAAUUGAAGACGGAGUUGCUUGGUAUCCAUGGACAAUCAACAACAAGUACUACACAGCAAACGUCAGUCUAUGUGUUGUUCCAAAUACAUUCACCAUGAAUGUAGAGGUUGCCCGGUCUAUGCAAGCCUUCAUUGUAUACUUCAACAGCAAAACUAAAGAUGGUCUAAGUAAUGUCAAUCCCUGGUUAGCAGUAGUGGAGGAACUGGCUCCAGAAGUGCUCAUCCUAGUGUGUGACCAUGUGUGUGACAGUGGUAUUAGCAGACAAGAGGCCCAGCAAUGGUGUCUGUCUCAUGCAUUUGAAUUAGUGGAGCUCAAUCCUCAAGAUGUACCUGAUGAGGACGAUGACUUUCCAGAGUCCACUGGAGUAAAAAGAAUAGUGCAAGCUCUCAACGCUAAUGUGUGGUCCAGUGUCGAGAUGAAAGAUGAACACAGUCAGGGAUUUGGUCUAAUGAGCAGUCUGGUGGCCUCUCGUCACAACAACCCACGGUCGAGUCAAGAGACCCAGUCCUCUCCGUCCAACAGCACAGAUGAAAGCAGUGAGGGCCAGAGAGCAGAAGAUAACCAGACUAAUACAGGAGAGGUAGCAGUUGAUCCCAUGAUUGACAUAGACAUCCAGGAACUGGCCAAUCUUACAGCUGGAGAUGCAGAUGUUGAGAAUUUUGAACGGCUCUUUACAAAAUUAAAAGAGAUGAAAGACAAAGCCUCUUCAUUACCACAUGAGCAGAGAAAAGUACAUGCAGAGAAGGUUGCUAAAGCAUUCUGGAUGGCCAUUGGUGGAGACCAAGAUGAGAUUGAUGGCUUGUCAUCAGGAGAGGAAAGUUAAGGCCACAGUAUUAACCAGCUUCCACUGGUAAUACUCAGCCCACCUCUUGAACCCCCAGUCAUUCCAAUUUCAACCCGCCCAGCCCCACUCAAGAAUCCAAGAUCUGGAAUGUGCAAGGAUGCCUGAAAUAACAGCAGUUACUAAGAUUUCAACAUCCAACACGACAUUUAGGUUCUGCAGGGUGAUUAUGGGCAUUUGACUUUUAAACCGUAAAAUCCCAGAGGAAUAGAAGGGGGUCGCAGUGGGCAAGAUUGUAGUCACGUCUCCCCUCUCGUGGUCUUGUAUCGGGAUAAAGCAUAUUCUGUCAAGAGUGCUGCAACAAGCGGUAAAUAAGAGAGAUGAGUUAAAAGUGGAUUGUUUGAAAACAAAUCAGGAUGUAAAUCUCAAUUAAGGACUGUGCUUGAGCAUGUCAUUAGAUCAUGUCAAUUAAAAAAUGAUCUGUUGAAAUUCGC
Triplophysa rosa is the source of this 1516-nucleotide messenger RNA. It is a transcript of the gene aagab, whose product is annotated as alpha and gamma adaptin binding protein. Lineage: Eukaryota; Metazoa; Chordata; Actinopteri; Cypriniformes; Nemacheilidae. The record is from RefSeq and is a predicted model, not a curated record. The transcript has 10 exons. Bases 111 to 1064 code for a protein of 317 amino acids.